GAUUUUGAAUAUAUCUGCUGUUCGCCUAUCACAGGUAAUCCCAUGUUUUUAUAUAAUCGUAGUUUAUGGGUUAGCAAGUAAGUGCAGGCAGCAACCAGUCCCUCCGUCUUGUGAAUGUGGAGACCUCUCCGGACUCACAAUUAAAGGCUACAUAAUGUAUUCCACUACAAGUGACGAAACCUGGCUCCCAGAAUAACGAGCAAGACGACUUUUAAGCAAGACGACUUUUAAAGUGACUGCUGUUGACCAGUGUCCUCUCUGCAUUUGUCGGGGAAGCUUGCGGUGGAUUUUUCAGAAGGAUGGUCUGACUUAGUCUGAAUUACUCUUGAGAAGGGCUGAGUCUUCCUGAAGGUGAUACAGGUGGCUUAUUGUACAUAUCAACAAGGUGGCCACAAUUCUGUAUGACUCAAACAAGGUGUCCCUCAAGUCUGUAUGACUCAAACAAGACUCUGUGAAGUUGUCCUUCUGAUUGGAUACAGGAAGAAAAUGCUGAAAAUAGUGGCCACAGAUGUCUUUAAUUCCAAAAACCUGGCCGUUCAGGCACAGAAGAAGAUCUUGGGUAAAAUGGUGUCCAAAUCUAUCGCCACGACCUUGAUAGAUGACACGAGCAGUGAGGUGCUGGAUGAGCUCUACAGAGUGACCCGGGAGUACACCCAGAACAAGAAGGAGGCAGAGAAGGUCAUCAAGAACCUCAUCAAGACGGUCAUCAAGCUGGCCAUUCUUUACAGGAAUAAUCAGUUUAAUCAAGAUGAGCUGGCACUGAUGGAGAAAUUUAAGAAGAAGGUUCAUCAGUUGGCCAUGACGGUGGUCAGUUUCCAUCAGGUGGAUUACACCUUUGACCGGAACGUGCUGUCCAGGCUGCUGAACGAGUGCAGAGAGAUGCUCCACCAGAUCAUCCAGCGCCACCUCACUGCCAAGUCACAUGGACGGAUUAAUAAUGUCUUCGAUCAUUUUUCAGAUUGUGAAUUCUUGGCUGCCUUGUAUAAUCCCUUUGGAAAUUUUAAGCCCCAUUUACAAAAACUUUGCGAUGGUGUCAACAAAAUGUUGGAUGAAGAGAACAUAUGAGCGUGUGAAUUAAGGUUGUGACUGACCAUGAUCCAUUUGAAGAUGGAGCACUGCUGAUUUAUGAAGGAAGAAAAGAAGAAUUUUCUAAAGAUUACACAUGACUUCAGGAAGACUUUGCCCGGUGCGGUCAUCAGACCUUAUUGAUAGUGCUUUUAUGAGGCUUGUUUUAUUUGAGGAAAAGCAUAUUGCCAAAAAUUCUGGUUAAAAGCUUCCUAAUGGGUCACAGAUCAUGGGAAAGAUGUGUGGUUGGGUAAUGCAGAUGUAUAGUUACAGAGAAAAACACAGGUGCUCCAGACCUUCAGACAUUUUUUUUAGGGCAGCUGUUGUGUUGGUGGCACAUUGGAUAUUUCUAACAUGUACAGAAUCCUGUAUUUUGAUUCACUUUUAUUCCUUCCUAUGUAUAUGUUACCUCUUUUGAAAAGCCAAGAGCUUUCUCUUGCUGUCAUUACUCCUUUGAAACAA
This is a messenger RNA of Otolemur garnettii (small-eared galago), 1527 nucleotides long. It is a transcript of the gene TNFAIP8, whose product is annotated as TNF alpha induced protein 8. Gene Ontology annotation, molecular function: cysteine-type endopeptidase inhibitor activity involved in apoptotic process. Gene Ontology annotation, biological process: regulation of apoptotic process. The transcript has 2 exons. The record is from RefSeq and is a predicted model, not a curated record. Lineage: Eukaryota; Metazoa; Chordata; Mammalia; Primates; Galagidae. The coding region runs from base 433 to 1065 and encodes 210 amino acids. Gene Ontology annotation, cellular component: cytoplasm.